AUGGCCAUCUCAAAGGCUACCGAUAUCAUCUAUCCAGUAUCGCUUCAACGAACCCCUUCAGCAGAUCAAGCAGUGAUGGAUUACACCACGACGGACAGCCGGGAUAUUGCCUUCGCAGAGAUGAGAGCAGCUCCAAGUCCUGCAGGACUGACGACUUGGCAUAAGGGUGGUACUGACCCCAACGCACCGGAUCAUCUCACGGUCGAUCUGAAGGGUCCCAACGGAAAUCAUAUCACGACUAAGCACAUCAAUAGAGAUGGGAAGGCAUGUUAA
Penicillium paradoxum is the source of this 273-nucleotide messenger RNA. RefSeq lists its product as uncharacterized. Bases 1 to 273 code for a protein of 90 amino acids. The record is from RefSeq and is a predicted model, not a curated record. NCBI's taxonomy places the organism in Eukaryota, Fungi, Ascomycota, Eurotiomycetes, Eurotiales, Aspergillaceae. The transcript has 2 exons.